AUGAUACUAAUCGUGAUGCUACUGAUAAUAGUGAUGUUCUUAUGCAGUACGAAGUAUUGGCGAGAUGUGCAUAACUAUAUAAACGCAAAUAUAACGAUAACGCACAUCCCUAAGAGAUCGGAAAUGGAAAAUUGGACGAUUGUCGAAGAAACAACGGAAUUUAACGACUUUACGACGAGUGUGUACGAAACGACAACUGAUGUUAACAACGAAGAUUAUUUUGAUUUUAAUGACGUUGAAAAUGGCAAGACGAAGAGAAGCGUGAAAAUCGUAGAAAUAAAAGACUAUAGUGAAGUACCGGAUGAAAAGCAAACAGUCAAUUAUUAUUUCAAUAUCGAUGAAUCUAAAAUAGAUGAGAUGAAUGAUCUGGUCGAUGAGAGUAAGCUGACGACAACAGAUAAGAAAGACGUUGAAAUGGUUCCAGGGAUUCUGUUAAGCACACAAACUUAUUUGGAAAAUAGUGAAUGUGAUUCGUAUUUUGAUUGCCUCGGAUCUUUUUUUGAUAGUUUCUUUGUGGAUGAUAGUAAUUUCAAUGUAACUAAAGGCAGUGGUGUCGUGGUAUCAGGCUUCGAGAAUGUACAUAUUGAAGACGAAAAUUUAAAGAGCAUUUUAAGUGGCGUAUCAAGUUUUCUCAAAGAAGAACUAGGCCGUAAUCACAGUUUUGGACACCCAAUCAACAUUUACAAAAACAUCGACAACAAAACAUCGAUACACGUGAAAACAGUUAUUAUCGAAGAUGCCCUGGAUAAUAUUGAUGAGGAAUAUUUAGCAACAGAGCCUAAAGAUACAAGUGUUGAAGAUGAUUCUUUCCAAUCAGCCAAUACAUUUGUAGGUGAUUCUGUUGAAUCGUAUGUAAGUGAUUAUAUAGAAUCAACUGUAGAUGACGAUGAUAGAUUGAGAAUAACGGAAGGUGAUGACAUUGAUAACGAAUUAAAUAAUUAUAAAACUAAUAAAAAACCAAACAGAGUCCAUGAAAACGAAAUACCGGACAUUUAUUUUGAAACUGAUGAUGAUAUCGAUGACAACAGUACAGACUAUCCCGUAGUUGACUAUAUAGAUCUUUAUAAAGAUACAACAAAUGAAUACAUAGAAAUAAAUCCUACAGAUAAACCAAAUAAUUUUAAUGAGAAGAAUUAUGAAUUUUAUCAAGUUAAAGAUACUGAAACAAUUCAACCUGUGGUAAUCACUUACCAUCAGAUCGACAGAUGCACGACAACGGAAGGUGGUCCUCAACUUAUCUUCCCCUGGAUUGCGGCCAUAUUUAUUAAGAGCGACACAAAUCAGUUCCAGUACUACUGUGAUGGAGCAUUGAUGUCUGAGAAUGUUGUUCUUACUACGGCGCGGUGUCUCAAGUACUCAGGAACGUGGGCGAACUCAGACGACCUGAUUGUUCUGUUGGGAAAAACUUCUCUUCACUCGAUGAAUGAAUACGAAAAAGUUUUUAAGGUAAAGAAUCAUAUAAUACACGAAAACUAUACUAUAGAUGGACCAGAAAACGACAUUGCAAUUAUUAUAUUGGAAGAACCGGUGACUUUUGUUGAUGGAAUACAGCCUGCUUGUAUUGGAUUUGAGGAUUAUGAAGAGUCACUCACUACCGGUUGGGCGCUCGACGGCGACUUGACCCCGAUAUCUUUACACGCGGACGGAAAUGAGAAAUGUAUCGGUUUUAGCGGAAAUAACACGUAUUGCGCUGUUUACGGAAGUGAUAUAGGAGUAUGCCCGAGUUACGGAGGUAUGCAUGUAGCAAGACAUGAGAACCGGUGGCAUCUUCACGGCAUACGGUACGCGGACCCGAGCGACCGCGGCCCCUGCUUCGAUAAUACCGUCAUAUAUACUGAUUUGAAUUCUUAUAUUAAUUGGAUUGUGAAUUAUAUUAAAUAAAUAUAUGUACUUUA
Melitaea cinxia (Glanville fritillary) is the source of this 1895-nucleotide messenger RNA. RefSeq lists its product as uncharacterized. Bases 1 to 1881 code for a protein of 626 amino acids. NCBI's taxonomy places the organism in Eukaryota, Metazoa, Arthropoda, Insecta, Lepidoptera, Nymphalidae. Gene Ontology annotation, biological process: proteolysis. Gene Ontology annotation, molecular function: serine-type endopeptidase activity. The transcript has 8 exons. The record is from RefSeq and is a predicted model, not a curated record.